This is a messenger RNA of Mesoplodon densirostris (Blainville's beaked whale), 2351 nucleotides long. It is a transcript of the gene ZNF775, whose product is annotated as zinc finger protein 775. The coding region runs from base 124 to 1680 and encodes 518 amino acids. Lineage: Eukaryota; Metazoa; Chordata; Mammalia; Artiodactyla; Ziphiidae. Gene Ontology annotation, molecular function: DNA-binding transcription factor activity, RNA polymerase II-specific; RNA polymerase II cis-regulatory region sequence-specific DNA binding. The record is from RefSeq and is a predicted model, not a curated record. Gene Ontology annotation, biological process: regulation of DNA-templated transcription. The transcript has 3 exons.
UGGCGGGGCCGGGGAGCUCAGUGCCCAAGUCGCCCCGGGGUGGCAGUUCCCGUUAACCUUAGCCACAAAGUCAAAGACGGCCGGGCAGGGAGCCGCCGUGCUGAUGCCGAGGGACCUCCGGGGAUGGACGGUGGCCUGGCUGGCGACAGCAGCACAGGAGAUGUGCUGGUCAUGAAGAUCAAGCAAGAGAAGCCAGAAUGGCUGCUGCAGACGCUGGGGCCACAGGCCGCGCUUUCCCAGAAGGAUAAGGAGAACAUUUUCCAGCAGCGUCGGAGCCUCCCGCCAUGCCAGGCCGUGGGGAAGCCUCGAGCCUGGGGGGGACAGGAGGAGACUGGGGGUCCAAGGUGGACCCCUCCCCUUGAGCAGGACGGCGGGCCGGCAGGCCGGGCUCCGGGGGUGACCCCCAGCCCCCUGAGCCCCGCUCUUUCUGCCGGCGAGGGUCACUUCGUGUGCCCGGACUGCGGGAAGAGGUUCAGCUGGUGGUCGUCCUUGAAGAUCCACCAGCGCACCCACACCGGCGAGAAGCCGUACCCGUGCGGCAAGUGCGGCAAGAGCUUCAGCCAGAAGCCCAACCUGGCGCGCCACCAGCGGCACCACACGGGCGAGCGGCCCUUCUGCUGCCCCGAGUGCGCUCGGCGCUUUAGCCAGAAGCAGCACCUGCUCAAGCACCAGAAAACCCACUCCCGGCCCGCCACCCACCCGUGCCCCGAGUGCGAGCGCUGCUUCCGCCACCAGGUGGGCCUCCGCAUCCACCAGCGCGCGCACGCCCGGGACCGCCAGGGCGCCCGCGCCGGGCUGCAGGCGCUGCACCGGGACGCCACGGCCCACUGGGGCUGUCGCCCGCGGCCGGGGCCCCGGCGGGGGCGCCCCGAGUGGGCCUGGCUGGGGCUCUGCCAGAGCUGGUGGCGGCAGCCCGGGGCCCGGACCGCCGCCCCCGCCGAGCCGCGCCAGUUCAUCUGCAACGAGUGCGGCAAGAGCUUCUCGUGGUGGUCGGCGCUGAACAUCCACCGGCGCAUCCACACGGGCGAGCGGCCCUACCCGUGCCCCGAGUGCGGCCGCCGCUUCAGCCAGAAGCCCAACCUGACGCGCCACCUGCGCAACCACACGGGCGAGCGGCCGCACCCCUGCGCGCACUGCGGCCGCAGUUUCCGCCAGAAGCAGCACCUGCUCAAGCACCAGCGCACGCACCUGCCCGGCGCCCCGGCCGCGCCGCGCCCCAGCCGUGCCGCGCUGCGGGCCCACCAGCAGGCCCACGCCGCCGCCGCCGAGCCGCCCGCCCAGGGCGCCCCCGGCCUGUUGCCGCCGCCGCCGUCGCACGGCCCCUCGCCGGCCCGGGGGCCCGGGGACGUGCCGUGGGGCCGGGCGCGGGCGGCCGGGCCAGGCGAGCCGCGCCAGUUCAUCUGCAAUGAGUGCGGCAGGAGCUUCUCGUGGUGGUCGGCGCUCACCAUCCACCAGCGCAUCCACACGGGUGAGCGGCCCUACCCGUGCCCCGAGUGCGGCCGCCGCUUCAGCCAGAAGCCCAACCUGACGCGCCACCGGCGCAACCACACGGGCGAGCGGCCCUACCUGUGUGCCUCCUGCGGCCGCGGCUUCAGCCAGAAGCAGCACCUGCUCAAGCACCAGCGCGUUCACCGGGGCGCCCUGGCGCCCACCCCCAGCGCCAAGGGCGCGGCGCUCUAGGGGGCCUGGACCCAAGCAGACCCAUGGGCGGGGUGGGAUGCUUGCGUGGUGCGUGUGGGGAAUGACCAGGAAUGGUGGCUUUUAGAACCCCAGGGGGUGAGACCCUAUCAAAAGGUGCUUUCUUCAAGGCUCUCAGACCUGAGAACAGAAUUCCACAAGCAUCCCAAAACGGGGACCGGGAAAAGUCCCGGGAAGGGCUGAGGGAGGAGGUAAGAUCAGACAUCCUCACCCUGGAGCCUGGAUGUGUCUGUGAUGAUUGAGGCCCGUCUGGUCCAUCCUCGGAGGUGGGACCGCAGCCCUCGGGCAUUGAGUGCAGGGGGCUGUCGACGGCCCUGGGCGAGGCUCCCUGGGUGAGAUGGCGCAGGUCUGGACUGGUCAGCUGUGGCCCCAGCCAGCCGCGCUCAGCUGCCAGAUAGCCCAGGGGUGUCCCUGUGGGGGAGUCUCAACAGACUGAUACCCAGAUGGGAGCUGGGGCUGGGGAGGGGCACGUCUAUGCCCGUGCGAGGCCAGUGCCCAGCACUUAAUGGCUACUCAAGACAUGUUUUUGGAAGGAGGGAAUGGUUUGAUGGUCCUCAACACCGAGUGCCCCACUGCCCAGGGUGCUAUGGUGGCUGGCUUGAUCCUGGGACUGGUUUUGUGUGUGUGUGUGUGUGUGUGUGUGUGUGUGAUGG